This is a messenger RNA of Electrophorus electricus (electric eel), 1694 nucleotides long. Its product is annotated as interferon-induced protein 44-like. Lineage: Eukaryota; Metazoa; Chordata; Actinopteri; Gymnotiformes; Gymnotidae. The record is from RefSeq and is a predicted model, not a curated record. Gene Ontology annotation, biological process: immune response.
UUGCGGGAUAAGAUGUAACGCAGAAACGCUCGGCACUGGAAACAAAGUUAAAAAAUGUUCAUUUUGUGGCAUAGAUGCUGCGUAAAGAUGCUCGAUCUUGCUUGAACGCCAUUAAAAAUAAUUUAGCAAAAACGAAAAGUGCGUCAGUCCGUUCCCUGGCGCCGUCUUAGUUCUCAAACGUUUGAUUUUUGAGUGAUUUCUGCGUUACCGGUUGGAGAUGUCGCAGUCGCAACACCAGUUAAGUUUCCAUUUCGCGGAACCGUAAGUGCGCCGUUAGGUUUCGGAUAGCCAGACCUAGGCUGGGCUGUCCCGUUAACCCCCUCGUUACUCAGUCGUGCAGUCGUGAACCAUCGCGGCGCGGUAACGGGCGUUUUUACGCGUUAGGUGUCCGGUUCGUAAAGAGAUCGACAACUUUCCAGGAACAUGUCGCAACUGGACCGGCGGAGCGAGGCGCAGCUCCUAAAUCUCUUUCCCAAACCCGUGAAACUCGGUCUUCUUUACAAGGGGCGAUUUCACGGAUACGAGUAUAACACGCUCCUAAAUAAACUCGGUGGUGAAGGCAAAUGCGUAAUUAUAAUAUAUUUGGCCUCGGGCCCUGUAAGAGGGGUUUAUUUGAGCGAGGCUUUAUCUGCGCUAACGUCGGACAAUGACGCGUUCUUAUUUGAUGUGAGCGAAAACGGGGCAACGAAAUAUCCAGUGCUGGAGCCCUCCAAGGCUUCCGUUGUCUCAUAUGAGGCUAAUCUCUGGCAGUUUGGAGACUCCAUCAAAAUGAUUCGUUAUGAUUUGCGCCACGUAAGCUUCUGCGCCCGCGACUGCGUUUACACUUCGACUGGCUGGCCCACGAAAAACAGUCAACCUUGUGAAGUCGAACUGCACCGAGUUCACGAUCUUGGACACUUGCUACCCAACGAUUGGAGGCAUUUGUCAUGGACUGCAAGUGCCCGAGAUGACCUCAUGAGGGGCGUGGUGUCCUUCCAAGCCCUGGACAAAGACUUGCCACGUAUCCGGGUCCUGCUGCUCGGUCCGGCGGGAGCGGGAAAAUCCAGCUUUGUGGUCUCCGCACGCUCUAUCAUGUACAACCGUGUCGUUCACCUGCCCAUCAUAGGCAAAGCGGCAGGUGGAUUCACCAAGAGAGUAAGCCAGGAAUGUGAAAAUGUCAAAUAUUCGAAAUCAAAAUGUAAAUAUUUGAGUUUUAAAUACAUUCGCACACAAAUCUGAUUGUAUAUUUUGGUAAAAUUUUAUUUUUUGUAGUUUGUCCAGCCAAAAAAGUACCGGAUUAAUAAACAACAUUUUACUGGCCAAUUGCAGUUUGUAUUUCCCUAGAACCUGGAAACUCCAGGGAUUUUGGAAUCUGCAGUCUGUGGAUUCUCCGUGGAAACUGUAGCCACAUCCCCGGAUCUAUGAUGACAUAGUGGAACAGCCCUCUGUUGCGUAUAAAUCAGGCCUAACCUUUCAGUUGUCAGCUGUGGUUCAGAUCAUCACUGUCGGAGGGGGGGAUUCUUUCACUUCAAAAGACCCAUCUAUCGUGAAACUGUUAUGUGAAUGAUCAACGAAUGUUAGAGCUACGAUCGUUAUCCCUUCUUAGCACAAAGCUAAUCUGCGUAGUGGCUAAUCUGUGUGAAGGCUAAUCUGUGUGGUGGCUAAUCUGUGUGAUGGCUAAUAUGUGUGGUGGCUAAUCUGUGUGAUGGCUAUGU